This is a messenger RNA of Eimeria mitis, 3060 nucleotides long. RefSeq lists its product as uncharacterized. The coding region runs from base 1 to 3060 and encodes 1019 amino acids. The transcript is spliced from 11 exons. The record is from RefSeq and is a predicted model, not a curated record. NCBI's taxonomy places the organism in Eukaryota, Apicomplexa, Conoidasida, Eucoccidiorida, Eimeriidae.
AUGAAGAGGUCGCCAGAAGGAGACAGAGAGAAGAACUACUCAGACACACGCACACCGAUGGCCCUGGAGAGUCUAAAUGAGUUUCAACGAGAAGCAGAAUUGGCUCGGCGAUAUGAAGAGGUCGCCAGAAGGAGACAGAGAGAAGAACUACUCAGACACACACACACCGAUGGGCGCUUGGAGGCUUUGUCUGACAUCCGGGCUCGCCGGGCCCGCAUAAAGCAGUUGCAGUCGAAGGCCUCAGAUUCCAGCUCGGAUGCAUCGAGCGAGGAGGGAGAGAUAGUGCUGCGGGGGGGCAGCGAGAUGGACAUAAGCGACGAAGAAGCAGCAGCAGCAGCAGCAGCAGCAGCAGCAGCAGGAACAGCAGCAGCAGCAGCAGCAGCAGCAGCAGCAACAGAAACAGAGACAGAGACAACCCCACCACAACCCAAAAAAGAAGAAGAACAAACAGAAACAAAACAAACGAAAAAGAGAGCCCCCGUUCGUGGUGAUGAGGGGGAGAGCAGCAGUUUAUUCUCUGAGGAGAAAGGAGACAGAGGAGACAGCUCGCAUCGUGGGGUGUCUUUGCAUAGUAGGCAUUCGUCGUGUAUCUCCAUAUACAGUAACAAUAAACAGCAGCAGCAGCAGCAACAGCAGCAGCAGCAGCAGCAGCAGCAGCAGCAGCAGCAGCAGCAGUCAGCAACAGCAGCAGCAGCAGCAGCAGCAGCAGCAGCAGCAGCAGCAGCAGCAGCAGCAGCAGCAGUUUCAGGUUUUACAUACACAGACGAAGAUGUACAGGAGAUGUUGCGUGAGGAGGCUGCAUGUGGCGGUGUAUUGUUUUCUUCUUUCGGCGGUCUGGCUGCCUCUAUGGGGGAGACGCAGCAGCAGCAGCAGCAACUCGUCGACUCUUACCUUCAGCUUCGGCGGCUAGAUGAGACAUAUGGACCCUAUAAAGGAGACAAACAUACAACAGCAGCAGCAGCAGCAGCAACACCAGCAGAAGAAGAAGCAGCAGCAGCAGCAACAGCAGCAGCAGCACCAGCAGCAGCUGAAGAAGAAGAAGCAGCAGCAGCAGCAGCAGCAGCAGCAGCAGCACCAGCAGCAGCAGAAGAAGAAGCAGCAGCAGCAACAGCAGCAGCACCAGCAGCAGCAGCAGAAGAAGAUGCAGCAACAGCAGCAGCAACAACAGCAGCAGCAGCAGCAGAAGAAGAAGAAGCAGCAGCAACAGCAGCAGCAGCAGCAGCAGAAGAAGCAGCAGCAGCAUCGUCUCUACAUGAGACUGAUACUUUGCUGCAGCAGGCUAUAGAACAACCAGCAGCAGCAGCAGCAGCAGCAGUAGCAGCAGCAACAGCAGCAGCAGCAGCAGCAGCAGAAGCAGCAGCAGCAGCAGCAGCAGCAGCAGCAGCAGCAGUAGAAGAAGCAGCAGCAGCAGCAGCAGCAGGACAAAUACCAAAGGGAGAGACAGAAGGAGAAAAAGAAGAAAUUAAAAAAAACAAAAAAAUAAUAAAGACAAAGACAAAGACAACAACAAACACACCACAAAAGGAGACACAAGAAACAACAGCAGCAGCAGCAGCACCAGCAGCAGCAGCAGCAGCAGCAGCACCCAUAGCAGCAACUGCAGCAGAAGCAGCAACCGCAGCAACAGCAGAAGCAACGCCAACAGCACCAGCAGAAGCAGCAGCAACUGCAGCACCAGCAGCAGCACCACCAGCAGCAGCAGCAGCACCAGCAGCACCAGCAGCAGCACCAGCAGCAGCAGCAGCAGCAGCACCAGCAGGAGGAACUGCGGCAGAAGCAACUCCAGCAGCAGCAACUGCAGCAGAAGCAGCACCAGCAGCAGCAGCAGAAGCAACGCCAGCAGCAGCAGGAGAAGCAGCACCAGCAGCAGCAACUGCAGCAGAAGCAGCGCCAGCAGCAGCAGGAGACGCAGCUCCAGCAGCAGCAGCAGAAGCAGCACCAGCAGCAGCAAUUGCAGCAGAAGCAGCACCAGCAGCAGCACCAGCAGCAGCAACUGCAGCAGAAGCAGCGCCAGCAGCUGCAGCAGAAGCAGCACCAGCAGCAGCAGCAGGAGCAGCACCAGCAGCAGAAGCAACGCCAGCAGCAGCAGCACCAGCAGCAGCAACUGCAGCUGAAGCGACGCCAGCAGCAGCAGCACCAGCAGCAGCAGAAGCAGCAACAACAGCAGAGGGAGAAGCAGUAGAAGGAGCAGCAGCAGCAGCAUCAGCACCAGCAACAGCGGCGGCAGCAGCACCAGCAGCAGCAGCAGCAGCACCAACAGCAGCAGCACCAGCAGCAGGAGCAGCAGCAGCAGCACCAACAGCGGCAGCACCAGCAGGAGCAGCAGCAGCAGCACCAGCAGCAGCAGCAGUAACAGCAGCACCGACAGCAGCAAAAGCAGCACCAACAGCACCAGCAACGCCAGCAGCAGCAGCACCACCAAAAGCAGCAGCACGAGCAGCAGCACCAACAGCAGCAGCAGCAGCACCAACUGCAGCAGCAGCAGCACCAAAUGCAGCAGCAGCAGCACCAACUGCAGCAGCAGCUGCAUCAACAGCAGCAGCACCACCACCAAAAGCAGCAGCAGCAGCACCAACAGCAGCAGCAGCAGCACCAACUGCAGCAGCAGCAGCAGCACCAACAGCAGCAGCAGCAGCACCACCAACAGCAGCAGCAGCACCACCAACAGCAGCAGCAGCACCACCAACAGCAGCAGCAGCACCACCAACAGCAGCAGCAGCAGCACCACCAACAGCAGCAGCAGCACCACCAACAGCAGCAGCAGCACUACCAACAGCAGCAGCAGCACCACCAACAGCAGCAGCAGCAGCACCAACAGCAGCAGCAGCACCACCAACAGCAGCAGCAGCACCACCAACAGCAGCAGCAGCAGCAGCACCAAGAUUAACAGCACUAACAGCGAGAGAAACAGCAACAGCAGUAGCAGUGCCAGCAGCAGCAGCAGCAGCAACAGCAGCAGCAAGACGAAGAGCAGCAGCAGCAGCAAAACCAAAAGCAGCAGCAGCAGCAGCAAAGCCAACAGCAGCAGCAGCAGCAGCAGCAGCAGAGAAUUUGAGUUGA